UAAUAAUCAGUUUCAGUCUUUCUCAGUCCCCUCCCUCCCGCAAUGAAACAGAGUACAUAAAAAGCUUCUCGCUCACCAUUUCCUCUGCAAAUCUGGUUCCCCUCUUCUGCCAAACCCUGUCUUCUUCUUCCUGAUUGCAUCCAUGUGGCAAAAUCGAACUAAAACCAAGAUCAGGGUUCUUGCUAAUUCUUGCUCCACUUUCUCCUUCAAAGAUAUACAAACCCUAUUCGCCGACGAUCCGACCCGCCUCAACAACCAGGCCCACUUCUCCAAACAUUAUAUCAUUCACCGGGCCCGCCUCGCCAACGCUCUCCUCCGUGCUCUAUCGCCUCAGCCGGAGCCCUUCCCCGUUCCUCAAUCUCUGCCGGUGAUCUCUCUCCCGGGAUCCGAGAAGCAAAUUGUCGUCUACUCCACCAGCCUCCGUGUGGUCCGCCGGACUUUCAGCGAUUGCAGAGAUGUUCUGUCGAUCCUGCGGAGCUACCGCGUUUCGAUCGACGAGCGGGAUUUGUGCGCCGACGCCAGAUUCGUGGAUGAGCUCCAGCGGAUUCUCGGCGUCCGUGAUAGGACGAAGUUAACCUUGCCGCAUGUCUUCAUCAGGGGGAGGUACAUUGGCGGCGCGGCGGAGAUCAGGCGCCUCCAUGAGGCCGGUGAGCUGAAGAAGUGCGUGGAAGGUCUUCCGCCGGCGAAUCCCGACGCGUGCGAGGUGUGCGGCGGGCACGGAUAUAUCCUCUGCGACGAGUGUAGCGGAAGCCACAAGGGCUUCUACGGCGAUAAGCUUGGCGGGUUCAGCACGUGUACGGCGUGCAGUCAAAGUGGUCUGACCAUCUGCCCGUCUUGUGCGCCCUUCUGAGCCGUCCGAUUGGAUUUACCAGGUGACGAAAAAAUUGGGAAAAUGUGUACACACUAUACUAUACGAGCAAACACAAUGGAUCUACGUAUUGGUUGGUGUGCUCAAGCUCAUAAUAACUUGACUUUUUUGGUUUUUUUUAAUGUACUCCCUCCCUCCUUUGUUGCACGUAUUAAUAAAGUAAAAAAUGUAUGAUAUUUGUAUAGAGUAGAGAGAAAUAAUUUUAACCACAUAUUUGUUACUUUAAUUAGAAGUGACAAAAUUUUUUGGGACGGCCAAAAAAGUAAUGUUGACCAAAUUUUAUGAAAUGGAGGUAGUAUAUUUUUUCAUUUUUCAUAUUUAGCCAAUUUCUAUAAUGUUUAGGUCUGGUAUAAUUUCUGCAGGGUAUCUCAGAUCCGCCUUUGCGAGCAAAUUUUGAAACAAGAGUAAAAACGUUUUAGAAUUACAAAGUAGAUUAUGGUGCAAUAUUCUAAAAGGCGUAAGACGUGUUGAAGCGGCAUGAUCAAGCAUUGAACCUUUGAAGCCUAAGAGAGUUUAGGAGUGCGUGAGGGCAGUAGGGCCAUAGCAGUCUGGACUCAUGAUUUGGGUGGUCGUAUAGUCAGUGAAAACAUGAGACACGUGAUGAUGUUGCAUUCGUAUAAUACCGUUAUAGGACGUAAUAAAUUCAAAUACCACUAUGAUUAUUUGUCUAUGAAUAAGGUACAAUACUGCAACAUUAUACGGAGUAGUCUCUAUAUAUCCUAUUGAGACAAUAACUUUAAAAUAUCUUAUUAUUGGUACACAAACGAAAAUAAUGAUAAUAUCUUAAAUAUACUCUGAGAAAAUUUAUAUUAUCC
Molecule: messenger RNA, 1683 nt
Organism: Cuscuta europaea
Lineage: Eukaryota; Viridiplantae; Streptophyta; Magnoliopsida; Solanales; Convolvulaceae
Source: the annotation of a GenBank genome assembly